Histoplasma capsulatum G186AR is the source of this 2799-nucleotide messenger RNA. RefSeq names its product DENN domain-containing protein. Gene Ontology annotation, cellular component: cytoplasmic vesicle. Gene Ontology annotation, biological process: regulation of Rab protein signal transduction. The record is from RefSeq and is a predicted model, not a curated record. Lineage: Eukaryota; Fungi; Ascomycota; Eurotiomycetes; Onygenales; Ajellomycetaceae. The transcript has 4 exons. The coding region runs from base 1 to 2799 and encodes 932 amino acids.
AUGGCUCCCUCGUUGAGAGACCAUGCGUCGUUCGUUCGCCCUGCCACCAGGGACCGUCCCAUGACGCGGGACCAGGGAGACAACUCCCUUGUCAUCCCCAGCCGAACUUCCUCGCUUCAUUCUCGAAUCACUCAGCCCAUUCCUUCGACGUUGAAUAUGAAACCAGCUCAACAAACUCCUAAAACUCUCACCCAUGCCUACAUGGUCUGUGGCGUUGGCCGCGAGCCUUCACAAUGGGUGAAGGCUCCCCCUCCCGCUCAGGGAAAGAUUGGACAUAUGAAAGGCGCAGUUGGUCAGUUCUGGCUACCUGAGAUUUUGGGCAGCAGUCCCAGACUAGAGCAGGAUAACGAGAUUGCAAGAGCGUUGCAUUCGGCUAUGAGGGCUUGUUUCCCUCACGACGUUGAGAUCUGCACUGGCAAAAGCCAACCUCAUUGUGUACAUCAUUCUUUCGUUCUCCAGCAAGAUUCUUCUCACACUCUUUACGGUAUUGCGCUGCGUGUAUGGUCUCGAGCAGAUGAAAAACGUGCGGAGACCAUUCGCGAGCUACGUAAGAAAACGGAGCCGGAUUUCUAUGACACCCCAGAUGAAACAUACUGGAUUCCAUACUGCCUCAGUUUCUUAUCUAGAUAUCCUCUCUACGACUUACUGGGCGAUUACCUCCGUGGCAUGUGGAUCCACUGGAACAAGGCUACCAAUCUCUUCCACGCAGAAGAAGUAUCCCGCAUUCUCAGCUUCCCAGCACCACGACUCAAUGACUUGGUUCGGAUUGACAUGAAGGAUUAUGCAUUGUGCUACCAAUUUCCUUCCUCGCAAACUGGGUACCAAAAUUUUUCUAUGUGGCCUUUAUUCAAUUGUUUGUCUAUUCCAAACAUCGUUGGUGUUAUCGAAGCCGCUGUCUCGCCCACUCGGCGUAUAAUCUUCGUCAGUCAUUACCCAGCCAUGCUCACAGUAGCCGCCGAAACAAUUCGAUUCUGCGUCCGCGUCUACGAAUGGAGUGGCCUCUACUGCCCAGUUGUCCAUGCCCGCCACGCAAAGGAGCUCGUCCAAGAGCCGGGUCCAUACAUACUUGGUGUUACUGCGGAAUGCAAAACCCUGUUUACAGCUCCAUCUGAUGCACUCGUGGUCGACUUGGAUCGCAACUUUGUAUUGACUUCUAGCCCUCCAAGCAUUUUGACCGCAGGGCAGAGAACCAAAAUGAUCAACCGAUUGACUCAGUCCCUCAAUGGGGACGUCACCCAAUCCGGUGUUCCUCAGCACCUCAGAUCAGCCUACGGCGGGGGUAAAUUGAUUCCAGCUGGUCAGAUCAUUGUUAUGCGAGGUGAGGUUGAGAGCGUUCAGGAUCCAGAUUGGUGGAACCAGGAUGGUGUCAUGGCAGUAAUGGACCACGUCUGCGAAAAAUUGGGCCGGAACACCGGAGUCAAAGCACUCUUUGGAGGAUCUGUAAAAAAGCCAUUGAUGACGAAAGUGUCGAUGAGACACUUGAACGAAAUCGUUCGUGAGCGCAACCAGUACUCCAGAGAUGCAAUGGAAGCGUGGCAAGACUUCAUCAACCUCAAAGGCAGAAUGGACACGGAGCUUUCCAAAGUCACAAAGCGGAACAACUUUUUGGUCGAAGAGCUGGAGACAUGGAAACAGCAGUUCCUCAAAUUCCAAGCCUUUGCUGAACAGCUUACGAAGGAGACUUCUGAGCUUAAGGUUAAAAUCGAAUCUCACAAACGCGAGAAUCGUCGUCUUACUGGCCUCAUUGAUCAACAAAAAGACGACGCUGCCCGUCUCACUCUCCGCCUUUCCGGAACUGAGAAACAGCGUGACGAUGCUCUCGAAGCCUUGGUCCUCCAGCAAGAGAUUGCUGAGGAACUUGAGCGUGAGAGGAAACGAAACACCAAGGAGAUUAGUGCCUUGCAACAUACUAGCGAUACAUUGUUGCGUCAACGCGAUGAAGCUCAACGUGUAGUACUCCACCUUAGAAGCCUCAUCAAUGGCCAGGCCCAUCACAUGGAACACAUUGUUCGUUCGCUAGGAAGCGCUCCAGAACUCUCCGGAUUCAUUCAGGAGGGCUAUAGCGAUAUCCCAGAGGAUGAUACUGAGACAGAAUCUAUCAAUGGUCACGAUAAUACCGAAACAGGUCCAGUGAAGGGUUCUCAUCAAACGAAAUCUAGCUCGAGAUUCGCGAACCGCCUAGGUGCAGGUGACGGUGAAGAUGUUACCCCUGAAAUGGAGCAGAAUUUGCUAAACCCUAGUAAACGAUCCAAACGUUACUCUGCACUGAGCAUGUCUGAUGUCGCCGACCGUCACCUACGGGAUAAAACUGAUGCGAUCGCCCACAUAAUCCGCAACAUCAGCGAUCAGUGUGCCGCUGCUGUCGAAGGCCUCCAUCUCGCCCAAGAUGCGGAAUUCGAAGAAUCGCUCCAGACCAGCAAGGAGGGUCGGGAAGGUAGCAGCAGCCUCGCUCCCACUGAUGACGGCAACGACCAUUCCGUACGUACCGAUGGGAGUGAAGCAGGUGACAAUGACAGUAGUUACUUGAGCCCAGAUGGACGCGCCUCUAGCAUCCCACCAACUCCAGAUCUUAUCCAUAAUCGCUCGAGCACAUCGAUGUCCAUGAUGAGCAGCAGCACGAUCCCCGAACGGUCAAGCCAGCAAUACGGCCCGGGUGAUCUUCCUACUAAAAUUGUCGAAGAUGAGGAUGAACACGCUUACCAAAUGGAGGGUGCGGAUGGACAGAUCGACAACGGCACCGUGUCGAAACAACCCAGCCAACACAUCAUGAGGCCAGAUACUGGACGUAUGGUUGCAUGA